Messenger RNA from Pocillopora verrucosa, 3763 nucleotides. The record is from RefSeq and is a predicted model, not a curated record. Lineage: Eukaryota; Metazoa; Cnidaria; Anthozoa; Scleractinia; Pocilloporidae.
GUAGAGGGACGAGUCCACAACAGAGAGAAAAUGGAGGUUGGAAUAACAUGAAAGCAGGUAUUAUUGUCUUCUUAUCUGAGGUAAGCAGAUCAGAACUAUCACCGAUAUGCUGAUCAUGACGACUUUAAUGGAAUAAGUGUAUCGAUAAGUAUAUCGGCGAAUUAUUGAAGCACCUCAAUCGUCCUUGUUCGUUGUGCAGCUAGAGUCCAAUGGAGACUUUCUGCUCUGUCAUGACCGUGUACUCGGAGUUAAUUAUGAUUAAGUUGAUAAGUUCGUGAACUGCACAAGGAAUUGUUUCCCUUUUUCAGAAGAGCCGGCGAAAGAUGGAGGAAUUGAAAGUCAUAAACGAAGUGCGGCAGAAGAGCCGACGAAAGAAGAAGGAAGUGAAAGUCACAAACAAAGCGCUGAAGUAGAGAGACAAGUCCGCAACGAAGAGAAAAUGGAUGUUUGAAUUACAUGGAACCAGCUAGAGUCCAGCGGAGGAUUUCUGCUCUGUCAAGAUUUCCCAUAUGGAGCGCUGCAGAUGAGCUGGCGAAAAACGGAGAAAAUGAAAGUUACAAACGAAGUGCUGCAGUUAGUAGAGGGACGAGUCCACAACAGAGAGAACAUGGAGGUUGGAGUCACAUGAAAGCAGAAGAGCCGACGAAAGAAGAAGAAAGUGAAAGUCACAAACAAAGCGCUGCAGAAGAGCUGGCGAUAAAAGGAGAAAAUGAAAGUUACAAGCGAAGCGCUGCAGUUAGUAGAGGGACGAGUGCACAACAGAGAGAAAAUGGAGGUUGGAAUAACAUGAAAGCAGAAGAGCCGACGAAAGAAGAAGGAAGUGAAAGUCACAAACAAAGCGCUGAAGAUAGUAGAGAGACGAGUCCGCAACAAAGAGAAAAUGGAUAUUUGAAUUACAUGGAACCAGCUAGAGUCCAGCGGAGAAUUUCUGCUCUGUCAAGAUUUCACAUAUGGAGUGCUGCAGAAGAGCUGGCGAUAAAAGGAGAAAAUGAAAGUUACAAACGAAGCGCUGCAGGUAAUGAAGGGACGAGGUCGCGACAGAGAGAAAAAGGACGUCGGAAGUACAAGGAAGCAGGUGAUAGAAAAACCAGAACACAAGAAGACGAGGAGAGAGCUAGGAAAAGAAGAGGAGAAGCUUCAUCCCUUGUCGGCGAUAGUGAGUCUACACCAUACCUCUGGCAGUUCAAAGAAGCAGAUUCCUAUACUUGGAAAAAUUUCGGCCGCUCUGACAAUGUUGUUCUGGAAGAGCUUUACUGUGACGUAAACAAUGUGGAGGUUGAAAUCGAACUUGAAGACACCACAAUAAGACAUACAAGAAAGCUAUCAGGAAAGAUGUCAGCCAAUUUUCAUACAAUGUCCAUGAGCUUGAUUUCCUCCUUUAACCAGUUUUUGAUCCGUCGAUGCUCAACACCGUCUUACAUCAAAGAACGCGACAACAAGUUUCCCACACUGUGGGUUUGGUAUUGGGAAGACAUCGAUGGAUGGAAAAAAUAUACUGAAACAAAGCUUUGUUCUGGAACAAAACAAGAGCAAAUUGAAGCAUCGUAUCUAAAUGGAGACCCUGCUUACUACUUUCAAAUCGGUGGGAACGAUUACGUCAUACAUUUUGAGGGUACACUUAUGAACCAAAGGAGUGCAGAUCCAAAAGUCCAAGCGGCUCGGCUCGUCAGAAGAAGACCAAUGUUUGCUUCGAAGCCAGCACUGCAGCCCACAGUGACCAAUCCGAAAGGUCAGGUAAUAGCCGUUGAAAGAACUAACCUGAAAAAGGACACCAAAGAAUACCGAACUGUGAGUGAGCGCUUUUACGAAACAAUGCCGGAAGGCCAGGCCUCUAUAGUGAUGGUGGAAAAAAUAACAAAUGGUCAUUUAUUGCAGAAAUACAAAAGAAAGAGCCAAGAAAUGAGAGAGCAACUUAAACCUAUACGUGAAAAGUUGCUGUUCCAUGGUACUACAUCAAAUGUUGUUGAUGCCAUCUGCACACGCAACUUUGACCACAGAAUGUGUGGGAAGAACGCGACAAAAUAUGGGCAAGGAAUUUAUUUCGCUGUAGACGCAUCUUACAGCAAUAACUUCAGCAAAGCUAAGGGUGACAGAACGAGAUACAUGUUUCUGGCAAAAGUGUUGACUGGAGAAUUUAAGCGUGGAGAGCAAAAUUUUCGUCGACCGCCAUUGAAGGAUCCAAGCAAUCUGGCGGGUGAUUUGUACGAUUCUUGCGUUGACGACGAAAAUCAAUCAAAGAUCUUUGUCAUUUUUGAUAACGAACAAUGCUAUCCUUCGUAUUUGAUUAAAUAUUACUUGAAAUAGUUUUAGACAUCAAAGUCAGAUGCAUCAAACUACGGUAGAAAGUCGGUCACAAGCGCAUUAAUAAAUAAAUAAUUAAACAGUUACCACAUAUUACCGGUGGACUCAGUAGUUUACAUUGUGGGCCAGAAAGAGAGAAAAAAAGGCAAUUUAUAAUUGAUUAUGCUAUAUAAAAAAAUAUCAUGAGAAGUCGAGUAUUUCAAAAGUUAAAAAUAGUGAAAAACAGCUAGUUAGCAAACAUUCACUUAAAAAGGUAUUUUGAUAAUCUGAUCAGUUCCAGGGAGACCUGGACAACUGUAAGCUUUGAGGAACAGAUAAUGUCCAAAGACAAGUGAACGAGCACAUUUUAGGGGCCAAAUGGCGGUUAUUGCGUGCAAUAUCCUUUAAUAUUUUUCCAACACGCGGGGAAAAUGUUAACGAACAACUCGCUGUUUGCUGCUUGAAAUGUUUCAUUUUUAUGUUUCAUCUUCAAUAACAACCGUUUUCAUCUUAAAUUCAAUUUUAAACGAACGCUUUCAUCGUAGUUAAUGUAAGGUUUCAAAAUUGGGGAAAAUCACUAAGGGUGUAUCCUCGGAUAUUUUACAGCUUUAGAUGGGACAUUAGUCUCCCAGUUUUAGAUGGGCCACUACCGCUUUAUAGAGGUGAACAUUACAGUGCCGUUGAUUAAUAAGAAGCAGAUUCGGGACCCUGAAAACCGACCGCUUAAAAAAGGAUGACCGCUUUAUAAGGUGCCGGUUAAUACAGGGUUCCACUAUAUUAUCAAAUUACAUUUUAAAGUGAAUCUCUGUUAUUGAUUGUAAUUUAUCAGUAUCAGUAUUGUAGCACUUUAAAGUUGCAUGUUCUGCCGAAAGGAAGUCAUAAGUUAUGGUCUUAACUUUCCCACGAGAGUCAAUGAUGUAAUAUGACCCUAAUACGUAAUAACGUCUGGGGUUUCGUUUUGUUUUAAUUUUACUACAGUUUUAUAGGCUUUCAGUUUUCUUUUCUUCAGUGGACCCCCUUGAAAACUACUUAGAGUGAUAGAGGUCUCUCAAAAUAUGUAAUUUAUUAUCAAGAUUAUUUUUUCCAUUGUAUAGUAGCAAUUAGUGGUGCGUUGGUCCUCCAUGCCCAGAUGUCUAGGUAUGAAGGUGUGUUAAUGAUUUUACAAUAAUUUCCCUUCAAAAUAAAUGUCAGCUUUUUACUUUUACAAAGUUUCCGAUGGCUUGUGCGCUGGAAUCCAGAUCGACUCAGCAGUUAGCAGUCAGAGGUCUCUUUCUUCUUGGAUCAAUCGAACCCAAUGCGUCUUUAAUUUCACCUGGUUCUGUCUCUCUUGGGUAGUCAAUCCUAUUUGGGUUGUAGUUAUCUGAAGGUAGAACCUUUCCUUUUUUUUCACCUGGUUCUGUCUCUCCUGGGUAGUCAGUCCUAUUUGGGCUGUUGUUAUCUGAAGGCAGAAUCUUUCCUUUUUUUUUCACCUGGUUCUGUCUCU